Messenger RNA from Apis laboriosa (Himalayan honeybee), 3547 nucleotides. RefSeq lists its product as uncharacterized. The transcript is spliced from 8 exons. The coding region runs from base 1 to 3018 and encodes 1005 amino acids. Lineage: Eukaryota; Metazoa; Arthropoda; Insecta; Hymenoptera; Apidae. Gene Ontology annotation, molecular function: monocarboxylic acid transmembrane transporter activity. The record is from RefSeq and is a predicted model, not a curated record. Gene Ontology annotation, biological process: transmembrane transport.
AUGGACGUCGGAGCUGGUUCGUCGAGUCGUUGGAACGGCGGCGAUACGUAUCGAAGGAUACGUCGCGACUCGUACAGCGCGGCGAUGAUUAACGAGACGGAGAUCGGCGAGAACGAAGAAAAAAGCGAAGAGGUGGCGGCAACGAAAUCUCAACCCGAGAUUCGAAAAAAGUCCAAAUCGGCGGACGACUCGACCAAUUUCGAGUGUGAAACGUGGUCCGUGGAGAGUUGCGCGUUCGCGAAACGAGACCUGACCAGGACCUCGUCCACGGAUACGAGCAGGUCCUGGAACGAGAGCGUCGAGAUACCCGUCGAGAUCUUCCUGUCCCAUCCCGAACUCUGGACCAGAUUGGGGGGGACCGGUAAGUGCUUCUCGACCGUGAAACCUUCCGAUGGAUGCCAGUGGCAGUGGCUCUGCCAGUGUCGAUGCAGCCAGUGCCACUACUAUCGUCGCAAGAUCUCCACCUGUUCGAGCAGGGAUCACGCGUUCCUCGGCUACAAGAGGAAGGAUUCCGGCCACUCGGUGUCCACCUGCCAGAGCAUCCUUCCACCCUCUUCCGGCAGGAACUCGGUCGCCAGCCUGCUCCACGAGAUCAAGGAGGACGCGGGUCCUCCUCGACGCGGGACGAUCGAGGAGGAGGAGGAGGAGGAGGAGGUGAUGAGGCGUCGCCACUCGGAUCAAACUCAGUCCCAGUGCGGGUCGAAGAUCGGCCGCGUCGAUAUCCGCCGAUUCUCCGAGCAGACGUUAGCCAGAGGGUUGGGGGGAGUUGUCGGAGGAAGAAGCAGAGAAGAGAGCAAAGCGUUUAAAGCGUGCCCGCGUCUCCCCGCGGAGAAUAGAGAAGGCUCGAGGAGCGAGCGAGCUUCGUGCAAAUCCUUGGAGAACGGAGAAAGCGAAGAUGGAAAGGUCGAACCGUUGACGGAAAGGUCGAUCGAAGGGAAGGUGGCGGAGAAAGGUGGUGGCUGGCGGCAGAAGAGGAGGAGGGAGAGGAAGGAGGAGGGUUCGAGGGAGUCUUCGAUGGAGCGUCGCAGGAGCAGCGUGAAUAUUACGCCGAAAAUGAUGAGGAGACGGUUCUCCGAGCAGCUGAUACUCGAGGGUGGUUUGGGUAGCGUUCAAGAUUACGAGGAUCUGGUGGAGGGAGCGGAGGACGGGGCCGAGGAGGAGUCUUUCACCGCGGCGAACGCUCGGAAGAGAAUCACUCUCAGGAGGCAUUAUUAUCCCGAGGGCGGGUGGGGGCGUGUGAUCGUGUCGGUCGCAAUUCUGGUCCAACUGAUAUGCCACGGAGUUCAACUCGGCUCGGGCGUGUUGCUCGAUCCGAUGGUGGAACGAUUUCCGCGCGAUGCCAGGCAUACAGGAUGGCUAGGAGCAAUGUCGACAGGAGUGGCUCUACUAGUUUCACCGGUAACAAUAGCGUUUUGUCGGAGAAAAAGUACAAGACUCACCGCGGUUUUGGGUGGCCUCGUUACAGCUCUCGGCUGCCUUUUCACUUCUUUCGCCUCGCAGUUCCACCAAUUGUUCAUCAGCUAUGGCACCGUUGUCGGUAUAGGAGUCGGCAUGACCAGGGAUUGUAGCACUUUAAUGGUGGCGCAAUAUUUUAAGAGGAGGCGAGAACUGGUCGAGAUUUUUAUCGUGUCCGGAAGUGGCCUUGGUAUCGCUGUUAUGUCGGCUUUCAUUAAGGGAAUGAUUAGCAAGAUUGGGUGGCGCUUAGGCCUUCAAGCAGUGACCUGCGUGGUUUUCCUCACGUUCAUCUUAGGCACCUUUUAUCGAAGCGCAUCCCUGUACCAUCCGCAACGUAGAGCUAUUCUACAUCUGAAAAAUCAAAAGCGUAAGAUUAAGGAUAAGAACAAGACGGACGAUGGUCCACCGUUCUUCGACUUCAGUACGCUGAAGAGCAAAACAGUGAGAAUACUGCUCGUGUCCACUGGGAUAUCUGCCUUCGGGAUCAACACCCCGAUAUUUUACCUGGCGCACCAAGCCGAAGAAGAAGGCCUUGGGGACACGGUGAUCCUGCUUCAGGCUUAUCUCGGUCUGGCCUGGACCCUCGGCUGUGUCGCCUUUGGCCUUUUGGUCGUGCAUCGCAGCGUCGAGUGCAGGAUAGCGCGUCAGUAUCUCACGCAAGCGGCGAUAUUUGUAUGCGGAUUGUGCAUUCUGGCUCUCACCGCCGUUCAAGGAAAUUAUCACGGAUAUGUGUUGUUCGCCUGGAUAUACGGCAUCUUCUGCGGCGGCUACCAUUACAGCCUGAAAAUGUACACGUACGAGAGAGUGAGAGCGAGGAAUUUCGCGAGAACGUGGGGUUUCGUUCAAUGUUCCCAAGCCAUACCAAUAGCGAUUGGAGUUCCAAUUUCAGGAUACAUGAACAUCAGUUGCGGUGGGAAAGCUGGUUACUACUUCAGCUCGACCUGCGUACUGGUGGGCAGCUUCACCCUCUUCUUCAUAGAUCUUCACAGAAGAAACUUGUCGAGGCACAAACACGUGAGGUCUAACGGGACCAAGCACCUCUGCGUCUCGGACACUUGUCCGCAACGGAGGAAGUUGUCGUUCAGCCAGGAACCGGACAACGAUGGCCCGCACGUGGCUGCUGCCGGGGCUGCUGCAGCCGCCCUCGUGCUUGGUGCUGAGAUUGCGCCGAAUCAAGGCGAAUACGUCGACGGUCUUGCCCCAGAGAAACCCGAGUUAACGUGCAUCUCUGAGGAGGGAAUCGCAGACAUGGACCUCCCCGACAACAUGCUCGAGGACCUCGAUUACAUCGGGGAUUGUAUAACCUCGUGCAACAAGGUCGAGAACUAUCUGAUGCUGUCCGAGUUCGAGAACAAUCUGAUAGCUGAAAUACCGAUCAUCACGGAUCGCCGAGGUCGAAGGUGGUCCCUGGCCCGUUCGAAAGGUGGCCAAUCGAACCUCGAUCGUCCCUCAGCACCACAACCUCAAAACGAGGAGCCCGAAGCUAAGCCUAAAUGGCACGCGGCUCCUAAUGUGCCUCCUAAUAACAGGGUGAUCACCGUGAUCGACGAGGCAAGCACGUAGCUUGAUCGCGAGAUCAAGAGAUCGAACAAUCUGUGCGUUGAAUAUGGAUAUUUUAAAUCAAUCUUUCUUUUUUUCUUUCUCUUUUUUUUUUUUUUUUUUUUUUAAAGCUUCUUAAAUAUAUUAUACAAUUUUAUACGCAAGAAGCGUAGAAGAAGCAAAGUUUUUACGUAAUAAUUUCUUACGUAAAUGAAAUACGAGUGCGAAGAAAUUGGAAAAAUAUUUUUACGAAUUUUAUACAUGGAUCGAAUUCUCGAACGGUUAAGCGGAAUAGUACAAAAUGGAUGGAAAAUGAAUGGAUGAAAAUCAUGAAUUAGGGAAGAAAGAGUUGUUAUAUUGAUCUCUUCUUUUUUUUUUUUUGUCUCGUUUGUUGGCUCUUUGAUUUAAGAUAAUUGUUAAGAGAUCGUUGUUGACGAUAAGUAUAAUAGCGAACACGGUGGCGCCGUUAAUCUGGCUCCCAUAGAGGCGUAAGAGAGUCCAGUAUUGGGUCACUUAAUUCGCGGUGCAAUUAAGGACAAUAACGUCGGCUUUC